This is a messenger RNA of Porites evermanni, 417 nucleotides long. The record is from the annotation of a GenBank genome assembly. NCBI's taxonomy places the organism in Eukaryota, Metazoa, Cnidaria, Anthozoa, Scleractinia, Poritidae.
AUGACAAUGGAGGAAACAAAGCUAGACAAAGCGUUAGAAGAAAUCAUAGAAAAAGAGAAAGCGGCCACGGAUGCGAGAAGCCUGCAAGAUGAUAACAAGAAAACGGAAAAGGCAGCAGCGGAGGAGCACCGCAACCGAGCGGUUGAGCGUUUGGGUGAAACCAAGAAAAGGAAUGCCGAGAAACAAGACGAAAAAGCCCAGACGGCGAAGAAAGGAAGAAGAUCGACGUCGGAAGUGGUGCAAUUUCUGAAAGAAAAGUCAGAAAGAGAGAGUGUGCUGAGAAAGGAGGAUUUCGAGUUGAGACGAAAGGAGCUGAGUCAAAAGGAGGAUAUGAUGAAAAUGCUAGCACAACAACAGCAGCAGCAGACUCAGCUUAUGCUUUGUUUGCUUGCAAAAGGCCAAAAUAAGAACAGUUAA